UUCAGCAAAGAUGUGAACUUCGAUGAGUUGGCCCGUUGUACCGAUGACUUCAAUGGUGCCCAGUGUAAAGCGGUGUGUGUUGAAGCGGGUAUGAUCGCCUUGCGACGUGAUGCCACGGAAGUUGUUCAUGAAGAUUUCAUGGAUGCCAUUCUGGAGGUGCAAGCGAAAAAGAAAGCCAGUCUCAAUUAUUACGCAUGA
Ostertagia ostertagi is the source of this 198-nucleotide messenger RNA. The record is from the annotation of a GenBank genome assembly. Lineage: Eukaryota; Metazoa; Nematoda; Chromadorea; Rhabditida; Trichostrongylidae.